Messenger RNA from Mizuhopecten yessoensis (Yesso scallop), 838 nucleotides. RefSeq lists its product as uncharacterized. Gene Ontology annotation, molecular function: oxidoreductase activity, acting on paired donors, with incorporation or reduction of molecular oxygen, reduced ascorbate as one donor, and incorporation of one atom of oxygen; copper ion binding. The transcript is spliced from 6 exons. Lineage: Eukaryota; Metazoa; Mollusca; Bivalvia; Pectinida; Pectinidae. The annotation marks the transcript as partial. The record is from RefSeq and is a predicted model, not a curated record.
CUCCGUCUGUAUGAAUUUACAACAGGAGAAGAUCGUAGGAAUCGGGUUUGUGAUUUACUCAGGAAUGCGGGUAUUGAUCAGUGUGUUGUUUGCGUCUACGGUAUGGGGAUACCGACAUCUGCAGGACGAGAUUCCUAAUGGAGGAGGGGUGCCACACCCGUGUAAGACUAACUACAUAUGGGGAGGCGUCGGGCAUCUGGACCCCCACGGAGGAGGUGAUAUAAAUCCGUUUGGUUUGGACUUUAAGAACGCUGGAAUGAAGUGGACAAAAUUCCUGUGUGAGAUGGACUCUGACAAAGAUGGGAAAACUAAUGGGGAGGAACUCGGAGACCCGGAUUGUGUAUGGACCAAAGGAAAUAUCCCAACAGCCACCAUUGACAUCAGUCACCCAGGUGUUUGCACCCCACACUCAGCUCCCGCCUGCCAAGCAGUCAACAGCUGGAUCGACUGUCGGAUCGGAGAUCUGCAAUGUGAUGCGCUUAGCGAAGUUGGAAUGAGGAACAUCACGUUGAGAUUUCCUGAGACCACCGUGCCCUCUGACAAGACAAACUACUUGUGUAUGAUUUUUGACCUACCGACAGACGGCGACUACCACUUUGUAGCCAUGGAACCAUACAUCGACAAUGUGAAUGUUAUGCAUCACAUGCUUCUAUAUGGCUGUGAAAAUCCAGACGCGGCUACGCAGGACAUGACCAAACCUAGUUCAUGUGGUAUGUCCAUUACGACCCAGUGUACGAAUCUCCUCGCCGGCUGGGGUAUCGGCUCCAGUGGUUCUUGUUAUGACAAGGAGGCGGCAGUGAGAAUAGGGCAAAAUGGGAUCAGACAAGUCGUAUUGCAG